AUGCUGAGUCAGCCAAAUGUACCAGCUCCGCCGAUUAUCCAGCUCGACUCUACAGAAAUGAACCGGCUCCUGGAACCGAACCCGCACAUACCUUCGGAAGAGCGAAGACGUUUCUUGGACUCAGAUUUGAGCGAAUAUUUCCGGACAUUCGAUGAAAAUCUUUCAAGCGAGACUAAUCUGAUGUCGUUUGUCAAGAACUCUGUCCUCGUGGGAGAUUCUGCAAGAGUACGGGAUGUAUGUAGAAAACCAGAAGAAAAAGUAAUCAAGGAUAUAAAAGAGGAAUCGCCAGUUAAAUUACACGAAGACAUUCGUGUAAAAACCGAAUAUUCUGCGGUGUACACGCCAGAGGAUGGUUUGGAGGUGAAGACGUUAGUAAAAGAGCUUUGUGACAUAAUAAGAAGCGAAAGAGAUGGAAAACGACAAAUCGUACAAGAUAAAUUGAAAAAGCUGUUCAACAUAAGGCUUAUUAACGGCGACACGUUCCUACACAUGACCCUAUGCAGCAACCAGCCAAGUCUACAUUUUAUCGUCAAGUUGAUUCAUGAUAUGGGCAUGUCAAGUCUUCUUAAUAUCCAGAAUAAUCGUUUGAGAACUGUUCUCCACAUGGCUAUCAUCAAUGAUCAGUUUGACUUAAUACCGUUCCUGCUAUCUAAAGGAUGCAAUCCCAUGCUCGAUGAUGAUGAGGGGAACAACGCGAUCCACUACGCAGUUAUACGUGGCUCUUGCCUCGAGCCCUUGCUUAAAGGAAUUAAAGACAAGGAGGACUACGAUAUCGACGCAUGUAAUUUUGAUAAGCAUACAGCAUUACACCUAAGUGCAACAUACUCAAACGAGACGUAUACUAAACUUCUCGUGGACUUCGGAGCCAGUUGUCUUGUCAGAGAUAGUGAAGGACGAACUCCAUUACAUCUAGCAGUGAGCAAUAACUGUAUGCCGGUCGUCAAAUGUUUGCUGAGUCGUAUGUCGCCGAGCGAUAUUGAUGCUACCGAUGGGCGUGACUAUACCGCAUUACAGCUAGCAUGCGACGGACCACUACGACCGCACACUCUUAGUAUUGCAAAGUUACUACUAGACAAGGCGGAUCCCACUAAUUGUGACCAAAACAGCAAAGUUGCAUUCAAGAUGGCAUCUGAUAAACCUGAAUUGAUGAAGUUGCUGCAUCAAUACGCAAUCUUUGCCGACGAGGUUAUCAAAUCAGAGCCAGAAGAUGACUACGAGUCUGCUGAUGAGGAAUGUACCACCGAAUUAUCAGAGCUUUCGUCAUACAUACGUGAGGUGUCUGCAAUACUGGACAGAAGUGAAGGUUGGCGCGAGUUGGCCAAGCGUUUGCACAGAGACUCUUUGCUUAGGUGGUAUGAAGCGACACCAAGUCCCACAACAACUCUAUUAAACCACAUAAAGGAGUUAAAUGAUGGUGUCACAUCUCAGUCCUUAAUAAUCCUACUACACAAUAUUGGAGAAACUGAAGCUGCGAAUAUUAUUAAGGAACGCCUGUUAUAG
Messenger RNA from Leptosia nina, 1500 nucleotides. NCBI's taxonomy places the organism in Eukaryota, Metazoa, Arthropoda, Insecta, Lepidoptera, Pieridae. The record is from the annotation of a GenBank genome assembly.